GAAAAUUUCCGAACAUAUACAUUAUGUAUUUGUAACCUUUUAUACAUCUUCAACUCAUUUUCUCUCUAAGUUCCCAAGUUGAAGUUGGACACUUCAUGACUCGUUUACAUACUAUGUAAGGAGUCCUCAAUCCUCUUUUCCACAUUGUGCAAGAAACUAGUGAAAGUGAAUCCAAACCUUCACAACCAUGGCGGUAUCAUUCUCCAGCAUUCCGCCGGCGUCGACGAUCUUCGGCGCCUACGCGUCGGUUUCGGCGUUCAUCAUGCUGAUCCAGACCAUGCUGAACCAGCUUGUGCCCCGUCAGGUGCAACAAUAUGUUCUCAACAUGAUCCACCACUACUUUAGGCCAAGGACCAACAAUGCCACAAUUGUUGUCGAAGAAAGGGACGGCAUGUCCGGCAAUGAAGUGUACACUGCUGCUGAAACCUAUCUCUGCACGAAAAUCAGGCCCGAUAUUGAGCGCCUGAAAAUCAGCAAGCGCCACAAGGACGUCGGCGUGAACAUCAAGUUCGCGCAGUGUGAGAAGAUUGCUGAUUUCUAUGAUGGGGUUGAGAUGGAAUGGAGAUUCGUUCAUGAAGAGAGGAAAAAGACGUCGAAAGUCAUCGAUGAGGACACUGACAAUGUCUUGAUUGAAUCCGAGAAGCGGUAUUUUGAGCUUUGUUUCGACAAGAAGGACAAGGAAAAGGUCCUGGAUUCUUACAUUCCUUUUGUGCUCGAAAGGGCUAAGGUGAUAAAAGCUGAAAACAAGAUUGUGAAAUUGCAUACUCUAGCCUGUGCAGCUUCCUACUCAUCUUCAAUCGUGUGGGAUUCGAUUAAUCUCGAACACCCCUCGACUUUCGACACUCUUGCCAUGGAUCCAGGUAUAAAGAAGUCUAUAAUCGAGGAUUUAAACAGGUUUGUGAGAAGGAAAGAGUUCUACAGGAAAGUCGGCAGGGCCUGGAAGAGGGGGUACCUGCUGUAUGGCCCUCCAGGGACUGGAAAAUCCAGCUUGAUCGCUGCUAUUGCUAAUUACCUCAAGUUUGAUAUCUACGACUUGGAGCUUACGAACGUGAAGCGUGAUUCCGAUUUGAGAAAGUUGCUCCUGAGGACUGGGAACAGGUCCAUUCUCGUUAUCGAAGACAUCGAUUGCACAGUGGAGUUGCCUGACAGGAAAGGGCCGUCGGCCAGCCAUGAUGGACACGGACACGGACAGUGCCACCGUCCCCGUGAUCAUCAGUUUACACUGUCGGGACUGCUAAACUUCAUAGAUGGGCUGUGGUCGAGCUGCGGGGACGAAAGGAUCAUCAUAUUCACAACCAACAACAAAGACAAGCUCGACCCGGCAUUGCUCCGCCCUGGCCGCAUGGACAUGCACAUUCACAUGUCCUAUCUCACGCCCGACGGGUUCAAGCUCUUGGCCUCGACUUACCUCAAUUUCCACGACUCCCACCACCCAUGUUUCUUGGAAAUUGAGGAUAUGAUCAACAACAUGCAAGUCACGCCUGCAGAAGUUGCAGAGGAGCUAAUGAAGAGCGACGAUGCUGACGUUGCUCUUGGCGGGCUGGUCAAUUUUCUCAAGUGCAAGAAAAAAAUCGACCCCAACGCUGUGACGGAAAAACAGAUCGAUGAUGGUGACGGAGAAGACGAUGGAAAAGAGAAAGAAGUCAUGGCUGAUGACAGCGAUAUUGAACUUGUGACUCAUUAAGAAAUAGUUAAAAAAGAUUAAUGAUUUAGUAUUAGCUUAGGACAGCGGUAUCACGAUGCUGCUAUGCUCUUUGCAUCAUUAUUAUUCACUAUUGGGAUUAUGAUUUAGACUAUUAAGUAUUAGUUUAGGACAGUCCAAUAUUGCUGCUCUUUUGGACAUUAUUAUCCAUUGAUGGGUCCAAUUGGAACGUGUAAUUUCCAUCAAGAUUCCCUGGAUUGAAAUUACAAGCUAGUGCAACUUCUAUGAAGAUUCCCUGGAUUGAAA
Molecule: messenger RNA, 1948 nt
Organism: Sesamum indicum (sesame)
Lineage: Eukaryota; Viridiplantae; Streptophyta; Magnoliopsida; Lamiales; Pedaliaceae
Product: AAA-ATPase At3g50940
Molecular function (GO): ATP binding; ATP hydrolysis activity
Source: RefSeq, a predicted model, not a curated record